AUGGAGAAAGUGCAAAAUAUCACGCCGGCCAUUAUGGCAGAUAGCAUGAUUGAUCCAACAAAAUUUGAUCUAACGAUAAAUGCUCUCUUGGUGGGCCUUGGAGCUGAAAAAUAUUUACCACUAUUCAGGCAACACAAUAUUGGCCAAUGUACCUUAAUGGAAUUAAAUGAUGAAGACUUGACAAAAAUUGGUGUAGAUGACAAGGAAAUCAGAAAUAAAAUAUUAAAUGAAGUGAAAAAUUUACCCAUCUAUGAAGAAAUGAUUGUUCAAUCAUCAAAAAAUUACACAAACUUAGGCCCUAUGGAAAUUAUUGAAGCUUUAGAAGAAAGUUCACAACACCUCUAUAGACUGUACUUGAGUAUGAUGGCAAACACAAUAUCACUUAAAAAGUCAAAGAAUGUUACUGACUGCUUAUUACAUGAAGAUAAAUAUGCUUCAGAUGUAUGUAUUAGUACUUUGAGUCACAUGACAAAUAUUUUAAACUCUAUGGAUAAAUCACUGCACACAAAAUUCAAGGUUUUGUCAAAAAGUUCAAAAAGUAGCAGAAAUAAAAAGAUAAUUGUGGGUGCAGUUGGAAGUGCUGUUAUAGUUCUAUUGUCAGUGUUAUUUGUUCGUUCCUUAAAACAUAUCUAA
This is a messenger RNA of Pieris macdunnoughi, 633 nucleotides long. The record is from the annotation of a GenBank genome assembly. NCBI's taxonomy places the organism in Eukaryota, Metazoa, Arthropoda, Insecta, Lepidoptera, Pieridae.